Molecule: messenger RNA, 1341 nt
Organism: Selaginella moellendorffii
Lineage: Eukaryota; Viridiplantae; Streptophyta; Lycopodiopsida; Selaginellales; Selaginellaceae
Product: 26S proteasome regulatory subunit 6B homolog
Exons: 6
Coding region: 18-1244 (408 amino acids)
Biological process (GO): proteasome-mediated ubiquitin-dependent protein catabolic process
Cellular component (GO): proteasome regulatory particle, base subcomplex
Molecular function (GO): ATP binding; ATP hydrolysis activity; proteasome-activating activity
Source: RefSeq, a predicted model, not a curated record
UUAGGGUUCUUGUAGCCAUGGCAGUAGUCGCGAGCGAUCUUCCGCCCGCGCUCAAAUCGAUCUUCGAGGAGGCAGCGCAGGCGGACGUGACGGAUGGCGAUGAUCUCUACACCUGGUACAAAUCCCUCCACCGCCGCCUCGAAUUCGUGGACAUCCAGGAGGAGUACAUCAAGGACGAGCUCAAGAAUCUCAAGCGGGAGCUCCUGCGCGCGCAGGAGGAGGUGAAGCGCAUCCAGUCGGUGCCGCUCGUCAUUGGUCAGUUCAUCGAGAUGGUAGAUCAGAACAACGGUAUCGUGGGAUCGACCACGGGCUCCAAUUACUACGUGAGGAUCCUCAGCACUGUCAAUCGCGAGCUCCUCAAGCCCUCGUCUUCGGUUGCCUUGCACCGCCAUUCCAAUGCGCUCGUCGACGUCCUUCCUCCAGAGGCGGAUUCCAGCAUUUCUCUCUUGACACAGUCGGAAAAGCCAGACGUCGCCUAUAACGAUAUUGGAGGCUGUGACAUCCAGAAGCAAGAAAUCCGCGAGGCCGUGGAGCUUCCUCUGACGCACCACGAGCUAUACAAGCAGAUUGGUAUCGAUCCACCUAGAGGUGUUUUACUUUAUGGCCCUCCAGGCACUGGGAAAACCAUGCUUGCAAAGGCCGUCGCGCACCACACCACUGCCGCUUUCAUCCGCGUUGUGGGCUCGGAGUUCGUCCAGAAGUAUCUUGGAGAGGGACCUCGAAUGGUGCGUGAUGUUUUCAGGCUGGCGAAAGAGAACGCACCGGCAAUCAUCUUUAUCGAUGAGAUUGAUGCCAUUGCCACGGCUCGGUUUGAUGCUCAAACUGGCGCUGACCGUGAAGUCCAGCGUAUUCUGAUGGAGCUGCUCAACCAGAUGGAUGGUUUCGAUCAAACCGUGAAUGUGAAGGUUAUCAUGGCUACAAACCGUGCGGACACUUUGGAUCCCGCGCUCUUGCGUCCGGGAAGACUUGACAGGAAGAUUGAGUUCCCUCUGCCCGACAGGCGGCAAAAGCGGCUCGUUUUCCAGGUUUGCACGGCAAAGAUGAAUCUGAGCGAUGAAGUGGAUCUCGAGGACUAUGUUUCUCGGCCUGAUAAAAUAAGCGCCGCCGAGAUUGCUGCGAUAUGUCAAGAGGCAGGCAUGCAUGCGGUGAGGAAGAAUCGCUACGUUAUUCUUCCCAAGGACUUUGAGAAGGGCUACAGGACCAACGUGAAAAAGUCGGACACCGAUUUCGAGUUUUAUAAGUAGCUUCCUGAACUAUUAUAUUUAAGUUCACCCUUAAUGUUUUAAAGUUUUAAAAAUAGGAAUUUAAAAAUUCCUAGAACUAUUCUAGGAUAUUCUUCUA